Vigna angularis (adzuki bean) is the source of this 2034-nucleotide messenger RNA. Its product is annotated as pentatricopeptide repeat-containing protein At5g47360-like. Gene Ontology annotation, molecular function: protein binding. The coding region runs from base 345 to 1769 and encodes 474 amino acids. NCBI's taxonomy places the organism in Eukaryota, Viridiplantae, Streptophyta, Magnoliopsida, Fabales, Fabaceae. The transcript has a single exon. The record is from RefSeq and is a predicted model, not a curated record.
ACUAAAAUCUAAUUAUAUUUUUUAAAUUAAAGUUUCUAAAAACUAUCUAAAUAAUAUAUACUUUAUCAAACUUUAAAUUGUUUACAUAAAUAAAAAAUUAUAGAUUUUUGUCAAACUAAACAAUAAAUAUUUAGUAUCUUUUGAUUUUUAUCCAGAGGAUGUUUGAAAAAACCAUUGGAUUUGGAAGCGGUGUGAGAAGGAGGAAGGAACCAACUCAACUCAUUUCUUGGCUGAUGGAGUCUCGUCCUCACAUACACAGGCACUGAUAAUCAAAUCAAUUAGACCCUUUUCUGUUUCACGCAACCUUCGUCGUUCUUCCUUUUUCUUUCUCGUCCACUAACCCUAUGCCCCAAUUUGUAAAGUUUCGGCUUUUCUCGCGUUGCGACGCACUCAAAACUCUUCCUUUCUCCACCCACCGAAUGGGCAUGGUCGAUACCCUCUGUACCCAUCUCCACCAAAACAAUGGCAGUGUUGAGAACUCAUUGUCCAAGGUUAAGCCUAAACUCGAUUCUCAAUGUGUCAUUGAAGUCCUCAAUUCCUGUCAUCCCAAGCAACCUCUAUUGGGCGUCAGAUUUUUUGUUUGGGCUGGAUUUCAAUCUGGCUACAGGCACAGUGCUUACACGUACAGCAAAGCUUGCAAGUUGUUUGGGAUUCAGCAAAAUCCCCAAAUUAUUCGUGAUCUCAUUCUGUCUUAUGAGGCCGAAGGGUGUUUAGUCAAUGUCAACAUGUUCAGGGAGGUUCUGAAACUGUGCAAAGAAGCCCAACUAGCUGACGUGGCAUUGUGGGUGUUGAGGAAGAUGGAGCAGAGUUUCAACAUCGGUGCUGACACUGUGAUGUAUAAUGUGGUUAUUAGGCUAUGUUGCAAGAAUGGCGACAUUGAAACGGCUGAGAAGUUGAUCGGGGAGAUGAGUUUGAACGGUCUUUACCCUGAUCUUAUUACGUACAUGGCAAUAGUGGAGGGAUUAUGUGAUGUGGGUCGCCCAGAGCAUGCUUAUUCUUUGCUUAAGGUUAUGAGAGUACAUAGAUGUUCAACCAAUUUGGUCCUUUUAUCAGCCAUUUUAAAUGGCUUGUGUAGGUCUGGAUCUAUGGAAAUGGCAUUGGAGUUGUUGGAUGAAAUGGAGAAAGGUGGGGAUUGCCGUCCAAAUGUUGUUAGUUAUACAUCUGUGAUUCAAAGUUUCUGUAAGAGAGGGCAGUGGACGAAAGCAUUGGAUAUUCUGGAUAGAAUGAAAGCUUCGGGGUGCCAUGCAAAUCAUGUUACUGUUUUUACUUUGGUUGAUAGCAUUUGUGUUGAGGGUCGUGUAGGAGAAGCUUACAAGUUGAUUGAUAAGUUUGUGGUGGAACAUGGUGUUUCUUAUGGUGAUUGUUGCAGUUCACUUGUGAUUUCAUUGAUAAGGAUUAAAAAGCUGGACGAAGCAAUGAAGCUCUUCAUGGAAAUGCUUUCUGGUGUUGCCAGACCUGAUACUUUGGCAUCUAGCCUUUUGCUAAAGGAGCUCUGUAUGAAGGACCGGGUAUUGGAUGGAUUCUACUUGCUUGAAGCAAUUGAGAACAAGGGAUGUUUGUCUGCCAUUGACUCUGAUAUUUAUUCUAUUCUUUUAUUUGGCCUUUGUCAAAGAAGCCACCUGACCGAGGCCACAAAGCUGGCCAAGAUAAUGCUUAAAAAAUCAGUUCCGCUGCAACCUCCAUACAAAGAGGGUGCAAUCGAUGUCCUAAUAGAAUCUGGAGAAAAAGAUCUUGUGAAUCAGUUGACUGGCAUUCGUAAGGGACUUUGAUGAUAAAAGGUCGUAGGAAGGAGGUCACGUCCAUUGUUCUCUGCUGCCUCUGGUCAUAUCAUAAGUUUGCAUUGUAUAACAGCAACAGUAAGAAUUGGUUUCUGUGAUGUAGUCUGCUGGUACUUUGUUCAUUUCUUCCCCUUGUAGGAGACAGUGUAUUCUUGAGAAACAAUAUGCUUGUCUUUAUCUGUGAAUGCUAAACCCAUUCUCCUGUAGAUUCCUUUUAAUAUCGAUAAGUUGGCAAGCCCAUUUUCCUCAUACAAAA